Anopheles merus is the source of this 3903-nucleotide messenger RNA. It is a transcript of the gene Ndf, whose product is annotated as putative oxidoreductase GLYR1 homolog. The transcript has 9 exons. Lineage: Eukaryota; Metazoa; Arthropoda; Insecta; Diptera; Culicidae. The record is from RefSeq and is a predicted model, not a curated record. Gene Ontology annotation, molecular function: NAD binding; NADP binding; oxidoreductase activity, acting on the CH-OH group of donors, NAD or NADP as acceptor. Bases 842 to 2524 code for a protein of 560 amino acids.
AUCAAAAUCAUAACAACCGCCAUUUUUUAUUAUCGCCGAUUGCAGCAGUGGGCACGCACAUUUGUGAAAAACUCCGCCAAAGAAAAGUGGGUGCUUACAAAAGUGGCAAGCAAAAGUCUCGUUCUGCCGACACCCGCAAUUGUUUCCCGUACGUUUUAAAGACCGAAGGAUAAGUGAGCAGUGUCGAUAAAUUGUGAGUUUCAGUUUUGGGCAGGAUUCCGCCAAAGGCAAAUUUUACCGUGGCAAUCGUUUGCUAGCGCUUGCCAUAAGUUUGCUUUUGUGCGCGCGUAUGUGUAAGUGUGUGUGUGUACGAAGAGUAGGCGAGUGAGCGAGAAGGAGUGUGACUGAGCGCGCGUACGAAGAGGAAGCACUAACACACGACCACCACAGUGAACGAAAGUGACGCGCGGUCGCUUCACAAAAACACUCGAAGCAAAUUCCAUCCGCUAUCCGUAAGGGCACGCCGGAAAAGCUAUCCGGUUUCCACUUUACGGUGCAUUACUGCCCAUUCGGCUACGUGUGCAUAAUUGUCACAUUAAGUGUGCUCAACUUCCCCUCUUACCACCACCGUCAUCAUCAUCAUCAUCAUCAUCAUCGACGUCGUCUUCGGCUUGGCGUCGGCUUAUCGGACGGCUUAAUUAGUUGUGUGUGUGCGUGUGAAGGUGCGUACGCGCGGGCACCAGCCAGCAUACGUGCGGACCCGUAGUCAUCAGUCAGCAAAAGCAGUCUCAGUGGUGGAAGCCUUCAAGUGCAGGAAACGGCGACGGAAGCAUCGACUCGUAGAAGCAGCAGUAGGCGGUGGUGCAGUUUCUAAGCAGCAACCAGCAUAAAAUAAACAAAAAUGUCUGAUAGCACGGGUUACGCCGUCAACGAUCUCGUCUGGGCCAAAAUGAAGGGAUUUUCGCCAUGGCCAGGCCGUAUCUCGGUUCCUCCGGCAGAGCUGCGUAAAAUUGCGGUCAAAAAGAACAAUCCAGUGAAGUGCAUUUUCUUUUUCGGAUCCAACAAUUAUGCUUGGAUUGAGGAAACGCAAAUCAAACCCUAUCUGCAGUUCAAGGAUACGCACCUAAACUCUUCCAAAAGUGCCCAGUUCAAAGAGGCGUUGAAACAGAUCGAAGAAUUCCGCGUGAAUCCGGAGAAAUUUCAGCCUCUGUUUGUUGGUGAAAACGAAGCCGCCAACCGUCCGGAUCCGGACGAGGAGUUCAAUAGAUUGCGCGAGGGCGUCGCCAGCGGAACGGAAGAAAGCGGGGCCGAGGAUGGAGCUUCCGUGAACAACACGACGACGCCUGCCGUCUUGGAAUCCGUGGACGAGGCCACCUCGACACCGAUGGUGAAGAAGUCGGCCAAGAAGAAAGUACGUGCCUCGUUGCCUAUCAAGUUGAACGUGGAUAAGGUGACUUCGGUUACAAAGCCGCGUUCGGUUGGCAACAAAGCCAAAGCGAUGCUUGAUGAUGGUGUGUCCGGUGCACCGUCGCCCAAACGCAAGAAGAAGCUGUUGAACGAUUCCGGUGAGCUAUCCUCGCUGGACGCUAGCCCGGUGAGACGCAAUGCGCCUGUCACGCAUCUGCUGAACCGUCCGGUGACCGUAACCCGGCCGGAGACGCCCGAAAUCGAUAUGUCGAGCGUAUCGAAUGCGGUACAGUCGCGCAAUAUCAAGGCAUCCCAGCUGAAGUUCGGUUUCCUCGGGCUGGGCGUGAUGGGAUGCGGGAUUGUGAAAAAUCUGAUCAAAUCCGGUCACUCGGUGGUGGUUUGGAAUCGUAGCGCGCACAAGUGCCGCAAGUUCCAGGAGGUCGGUGCAGAGGUUGCGGACACACCGUCGGAUGUGGUCGAAAUGACCGAUGUUACGUACUCCUGUGUGUCCGAUCCGCAGGUUGCAAAGGAUAUGGUGUUCGGUAAUUGCGGCGUUAUGUCGGCUAACCUGGCUGGCAAGGGUUAUGUUGAGAUGACUGGCGUCGACCCGGAAACCUCCAAUGACAUCAAUGAAGCAAUCAUCUCCAAAGGAGGCCGUUAUUUGGAAGCACAAAUACAAGGCUCGAAGAAUCAAGCGGAAGAGGGAACACUUAUCAUACUGGCCAGCGGUGAUCGGUUGCUAUUCGAAGAAUGUCAGAGCUGCUUCGAGGCCAUUUCCCGCAACUCAUUCUAUCUGGGCGACGUUGGCAAUGCGACAAAAAUGAACUUGAUUCUUCAGAUGAUUUCAGGGAUCACGCUUGCCGGAGUGGCAGAGGCUAUGGCACUAGCGGAUCGCGCUGGACUGCAGCAAAAGGACGUACUGGAGGUGCUUGAGUUGACCAACAUGUCGUCAGAGAUGAUGCUGCAGAAAGGAAACGCUAUUAUCAAGGGCGAAUUCCCAACUCAUCAGGCAUUGAAGCACAUGCAGAAGGACCUGAAGCUGGCACUGAGCCUAGCGGAUGGGCUGGAGCAAUCGUUGCCCAUCACAGCUGCCUCCAACGAGGUGUACAAGCACGCCAAACGUCUCGGCUACGGUUCGCACGAUGCCAGUGCGGUCUACGUGCGGGCACGGUUUUAACAGCGACCGGGCGGACGACCGUCGUAAAGAACCGACCACACAGUGUGCGGCAGGCGAACAGCAAACCGAAGUAGUAGGACGAAAGAGGUAGUAGUAAUGUCGAUAGUAGGAGAAAAGAGGGACGAACAUUUGGAUGUGAAACGCGUGUUGGAUACAGCGCAGCGAACCAUCCAUUUGCAUGUGCUAUUUGUGUCUUGCUACCGAUCUGUCGCAGUAGAUCACGUUUUGCUCUGCUCGAUUGGCUCUCCGUUAAUGUAGUGUAGACUUGUGGAAAUGACGAUUUCUGUAUGCCAGAUUUUACAUGCGUUGUGGCUUAUUUUAAUGUCUUUUAUUGAAUGCCAAUCACGUGCUGGAUCGUAAGACAAGCAUUGUGGCUAUUAAUGGUGAAAGAUGACAUACCCGCUUGUUGACGGUAUCGAAGCAUCUUUUUUUUUAGUUCAUGUUGAAGGUGAAAAACAUGUUUUGCCUGUUUCAUAGCAUGAGUAUAGUUGAAACAUCGAUGUGAGUUUAAACUUACAGCAUUUAUUCAUUUAGGGAAAUUAAAAAUGGGACGAAAAUUGACUUUCAGUUCUAAUCGUAACGUUUGCAGGUUUGAGGCGACCGUUCUUAACUGUUUUUGUCGUCACGGUUUUUUUUUGUUUAAUAUGCAUGCACACGUAUGGUGGCGAUCGAGUAAGGACAGCAAAUAGAGCAAACGGCUCUAGAUACUAGCAGACACACAAUGCACAGUCGAAGCUGCAAUAGGGAAUCCUGUUGAAAGAGGGUAUAUAAAUAAUUUUAAAUUUGGAAAUCGUUUUUCCUUUUUUUAGUUUCUUUACAUGUUCAACAUAUUUUCUCUUAGAUUUAACGAUUGCGAAAAGAUAACUAUGCUGUUUUGUAGCUGCCCCGUACACUGUCCCCAAAACAAACGGCAACAAGCAAGAGCGAGUGUUUAUAUCGUUCUAACGUUUAGCAGGAAAGCUAUAGGCGAUAAAUAGCAUCCCAAAUUCUUUUUAUAAUUUUAGUUAGAUUUCAUUAGCGCGCACGUGUGUGUGAAGCUGUGUAAUAGCGUCUAGUUGCUGCACUUGCAUCAAAGUUGUUUUCUUCUUCUUUUUUUAUUGCGAAACACCUUCAAUUGUGCGUACUAAUAAUAUUGGUCUUUUCAAGUUGAAUUCAAAUCACUUUUCCACGAAACUGGAUUAAAAGUUAGAACAGUGCGUUUGCGUGUGUAAGUACAACAUUUCAUCGCUAUCAUACGGACUGACUCUUAGCGAAUGAAGUAGGUGUAAAACAAAAACAAAACAAAAAAAAACAUCGGUAGAAAAUCACUUAAACUACACAUGUCCCCAAUUCAUAUUUGUUGUUUAACAAAAAGGUAAAAUCACGAUAUAGCGAAACUA